GGUAGGCAUUUUCUUUGUCCAGUCCUGACCCUCUUCACUAGCCAAAGAAGGGAAGGAAAACCGAUGAGACAGAGAAGGUCGGUCUGACCUGCACCUUCUCUUCAGAUGUGCAGUUAUUCAGUUGUCACCACGCCAAAGACUUGCCUCAGACUUCUCUUCCUACUAGAUGCCAUCCGUCCAAAAGAUACAGGAGUUCAGGGUGAAGUUAUAUUUCAGUCAUUUUGCCUAUCUCCUUGGUCAGAGCGUGGAGUGCGGGUCCCUCUUACUGGCCACGAGGGGCCAGCAUCGGAGGGACCGUCCGUCAGGGGUCCUUAUCAAUUGUGGCAAGGCCCUGUCCCAGGGUCACUGCGCACCACCUGCCCACGGUAGCCGGACUCUUGUGCCCUGGGAUGAGGCCCAGAGAGGGUUAAGGGGGCGGGACCUGGGUCAGCCCCCCCUCUGCCGCUGGGUCCGAGCGCGCACUAGACGUGGGCGUGGGGCGGGUUGGAGCGGGUGGCGGAUGAGGGCCCUUCGUGGGGCGGGUUGGAGCAGGUGGCGGAUGAGGGCCCUGCGAGGGGCGAGCGCGGCAACGGCUGGGGUGGUGUGGCCAGCGGAGGGUCCCGAGGCGGGCGGUGGGCGUCUAUGCUUUCGCAGCCCCGCUCGGGGCUUCCGCUGCCAGGCGCCUGGCUGCGUGACGCUGGUCUCGGCGGGGGGGUCGCUACGCGCCCACGUCCUGCGCAACCGCAGCGUGCUGCUGCAGUGGCGCCUGGCUCCGGCCGAGGCGCGCCGCGUGCGAGUCUUCGCGCUGAACUGCUCGUGGCGUGGCACCUACACACGCUUCCCGUGCGAUCGCGUGCUGUUGGGCGCCUCCUGCCGCGACUACCUGCUGCCCGAUGUGCACGAUAGCGUGCGUUACCGCUUGUGCCUGCAGCCGCUGCCGCUGCGCGCCGAGGUCGCCGCCGCCCAGCCAGAGCUCGCCGAGUGCUUGGAGUUCACCGCCGAACCGGCAGCUAUGCAGGAGAUCGUGGUGGCCAUGACGGCGGUGGGCGGCUCCAUCUGUGUCAUGUUGGUGGUCAUCUGCCUGCUGGUGGCCUACAUCACCGAGAACCUCAUGCACCCGACCUUCCGGCGACCCAGUCGGCGCAGGCAGUCCUGAAACGCAAGGCGACCCUCCCACCUGGGUUCCACCUGCCCAAAUGUGCUAAGACCCUAGGCCCCUUCCUUGCUUACCUCUCAUUCCCUCUCUCUCUUUACGAUGCCCAUGGAGAGCCUAAUGGAGACUAGCCCGUGCAGGGAUCUUGUCAACAUCCGACGACCUUGCCAGCCCCAGCUGGGUUUCUGCCUUCCAGACUCAGGCCUCAGACUGGCCAUGGGCUCCAGGCUAGAGUGUUAGCCAGGGUUCUUCCCUGUCUCUAGAGGCCUUGUAGGGACGGCCAGAAUUUACAGUCCCUCUGUCAAGAGCCACUGGCACCCAGGAUCAUCAACCUGAACUUUCGUCUUGUGCUAGGUUGUCAGAGCUUGGGCGUGAUUGUUGUUGCUCGGUCACUUUGCGAUUUGCAGAUAGGGACGAGUGACCUCUGGAUCCUGUACCCACCUCACCUUACCCAGUGGGCUUAGGUUAGCUUUGUGCCUUAGUUUCUCUGGCCCAAUGCAGGAGCCACCCAUCAUCCCUCAGCUGUCCAUGGGGAUUUGUGGCCCUGCGACUGGCUGGUUUAUGCAUGCUUUUGCCCAGAGUCCCAUUGAGGACACAACCAUCUUCGAGAUUUUCAGGCAGGGGUUCACAGGCCCUGUUUUGUCUUCCUAUGUGGGUGUCCAAGAAGCCAAGAGCCAUGAUGUAGCUCAGCAGGCUGGACCCAAUGUCUAGCUGCUGCAUCCAGGGGUGAGGGUCCUCCACCUUAGGAGGCUGGGGAUUCACCCUUUCCUUUCGCUUGUACUGCCUUGAUUAGGACUUUCCCUGUGUGUGUGUGUGUGUGUGUGUGUGUGUGUUGGGGGGGCAGUGUUGGGAGGACAGAUGAAGGGAUCAGGAGACCUGAAGGAAAGCUGCCAGCCUUGUCCUCCAGCCAGACCCUUAACUGUGGUCUGGAUCCCAAGCCUCAGCCAACUUGAGACCUCAGUGGCCACGGUGCCACUUCAUUACCCCAUGUCCUUCUUACAACUAGAGGGUAGAGAGCCUGAAAUCUGACUCCAGUGAUGUGUAGCCCCUCCAUCUGCAUGGUCAGAGGUUGGCCUUGCCUGCCUCCUGGCAGACACAGGGACCUAGCUGAGGUCAUCCAGCCAUCUGGUGAUAUUGUGCACUUUCCAUGUCUCUGAGCCUGGGCUCUGACCACUGGACUUGGCCCCUGGCUAUUUCCCCUCCCAUUCUUCCCCCAGUGACCACAAUGACUUGAGCCCUGGCUGGUAGCGCUUAUGCCCUACCUCUCUGUCUUUGCUCUGCCCACUCCCUGUGAGGCACUGGACAGUUGCCAACAUCUAAAUGUCCAUCACUCUCAGACCAACAA
This is a messenger RNA of Cricetulus griseus (Chinese hamster), 2477 nucleotides long. NCBI's taxonomy places the organism in Eukaryota, Metazoa, Chordata, Mammalia, Rodentia, Cricetidae. The record is from RefSeq and is a predicted model, not a curated record.